CCCCGCCCCUCCCCCUGCCCUGCGCCGCCAUGUUCCUGCAGUGCUACACGGGCCCGCGCGGCGAGCGCGUCUACACCCUGAAGAAGAUGUCCCCGGACGGCCGCCCCACGCGCUCCGCGCACCCCGCGCGCUUCUCCCCGGACGACAAGUUCUCCCGGCACCGCCUGGCGCUGAAGCGGCGCUUCGGCCUCCUGCCCGCCCAGAGGCCGCGCCCGCUGCUCUGAGGGGCCGGCGCGGGGGGGUCCGGGCUGGACGCGGGGCAAUAAAGCUGGGAUCGAACCGGGA
Messenger RNA from Apus apus (common swift), 285 nucleotides. RefSeq names its product NOP10 ribonucleoprotein (gene NOP10). The transcript has 2 exons. The record is from RefSeq and is a predicted model, not a curated record. Gene Ontology annotation, cellular component: box H/ACA snoRNP complex; box H/ACA telomerase RNP complex. Gene Ontology annotation, biological process: positive regulation of telomerase RNA localization to Cajal body; snRNA pseudouridine synthesis; ribosome biogenesis. Bases 30 to 224 code for a protein of 64 amino acids. Gene Ontology annotation, molecular function: telomerase RNA binding; box H/ACA snoRNA binding. NCBI's taxonomy places the organism in Eukaryota, Metazoa, Chordata, Aves, Apodiformes, Apodidae.